AUGGAAAUAUUUCUUCCCUUGGCUAUGGUUGAGGAGGUCAGGAAAUCCAUCGAGCCAUCCAUCCCUUCAGACAAUUGCCCAUUACAAGUUCCAGCCACACUUGAAAACGAUGCCCUGAAGAUGUGUCUCUCCCUGCAGAAGGAGUUCUUGCCAGCCAUUGUUACCGUCCCUAAGAAUGACCAACUGAACCGGGGUUCUAGGCCGAGAAGAUUUUUCCAGCCGCGUGGGUUGACGUGUCUCGUCUUGCGAACAAUGCAGUACCUCUUGUAG
Molecule: messenger RNA, 270 nt
Organism: Fusarium venenatum
Lineage: Eukaryota; Fungi; Ascomycota; Sordariomycetes; Hypocreales; Nectriaceae
Source: RefSeq, a predicted model, not a curated record